This is a messenger RNA of Candidula unifasciata, 594 nucleotides long. NCBI's taxonomy places the organism in Eukaryota, Metazoa, Mollusca, Gastropoda, Stylommatophora, Geomitridae. The record is from the annotation of a GenBank genome assembly.
AUGGCAAAGAAAACCUACGACUUAUUGUUCAAACUGUUGCUGAUCGGCGAUUCUGGAGUUGGGAAAACUUGUUUACUUUUCAGAUUCUCAGACGAUGCCUUCAACACAACUUUCAUUUCCACCAUAGGGAUUGACUUUAAGAUCAAAACAGUCGAGCUGGGUGGCAAGAAGAUCAAGUUGCAGAUAUGGGACACAGCUGGGCAGGAGCGGUUCCACACCAUCACCACAUCCUACUACCGUGGCUCUAUGGGCAUCAUGCUGGUGUAUGACAUCACAAACCUCAAGAGUUUUGAGAACAUCUCCAAGUGGCUGCGGAAUAUUGAUGAGCAUGCCACCGAAGAUGUUGAGAAGAUGAUCCUGGGAAAUAAAUGUGACAUGGAAGACAAGAGACAGGUGCCCACCUCUCGGGGAGAAGCUAUUGCUAGAGAGCACAACAUACCGUUCCUGGAGACUAGUGCCAAGGCAAACAUCAAUGUGGAGAAGGCCUUCAUGAGCCUAGCCCAGGCUAUUCUCAAUAAGACUCCUAGUAAAACACCAGAUUCAGGCGGAGUCAAUGUGGUUCACCAAGAGACAAGUUCUAAACGCUGUUGUUAA